UAUUUAUUUUUCAUCACCUUCUUCAUCCCUUCUGUUAUAAAUUUCGUGAAAAAUUGCAGAUCUUCAACUAAGCUUCAAGCAAAUACAGAAAAAAAUAUUCCAAAAUUAUAAAAUUCAAACAAAAAUCCAAAUUUUAUCACGAUGUCUACACUCAAAUAUGUCAUUCUUCCUCUUUCACUUAAUUUCUUUGCAAAAGAACAUAUUUUAGGAAAAAAGAAAGAAAAAAAAAUGAAAUACGAGAGAUUCGAGAUGGCAAUCACAACAAGCAAGAUGAGUGAAAGAGGUUUGAUGCUGAUGGUAAAGGCAAAGGCAAAUCGUCAUCGAUUGAAAUAGAGAAAGUGAUCCAUGACCAUGACUAAAACUUUUACCCAAAUCUAGAAACCACAGAUCUCUGCACACAAAAAUUAUCGAUUUUUGGAUUUUUUUUUCUUUCUGGGUUUGUUUGAAGCUUGGUUGAACAUCUGGAGUUUUUCAUGAAUUUUAGGAAGAAAGAUGAACAAAAAGAGAGAGAAAAUGUGAAGAAAACAACAACAGAGUUUUUCAUGAUUUUUUUUUUGGGUCCUAAGAGUUUUUAGAGAGUAAGCUUCAGAUUGUUUUAUUUGAUUGCUGUAUUCUUUAUCUUCUUUUUGUUGGCUAGAUGUGUGGUGGUGGCUAUGACAGAGGUUUUGUUUUUUCAUCUUCCACUUUGAUUAAAGCAAAAAUAAAAUUUAAAAUAUCCGCAAAACACUGUAGCAACAAGUAUCUGGUCAUUCAUCUCUAUCAUUCAUUAUUUUGUCAUCUAAUUCAAUGAUAAAUAAACUCUUUUCACGGGUGAGAGAUUUGUUUCACUCUCUGAAGCUAGUAUCCGCCCACAAAAUGUUAGUAUUUUAGUUUGAAAGAAUAGAGAAAUGUUAGUUUUAAGAAAAAUCUUUAAAGUUAAAAUAGUGGAGAAAAAUCAUACUUUUUUUAUUGCUAUAUAUUUAUGGAAACAAGAAAUCACUAGUAGUUGAAAAGUGAAAACCACUGGCUUUCUUUCAACAUUGUUACUAUUUUAUUUUACUUUAUACUUUAUUCUUUCUCACUUGCAUUCAUUUUCUCUUCACACCACACACACCACACAAUUGAGUUUUUUUUUCUUUCUCAAUUCUCAUUCGUUGGUGAAGAGAGGUACAAGCUAAAAAUAAUUUUCAAUUCUCAUUACCGAAAAAGAAAGUUACAAUAGACAAAUAUCUCUCCACUAAUGCAUAAUAAUUAAUGAGUUUUACCUCUAGCAAUACAAACUCAACAUUUUUUUAUUACAGUAGUGUGUAUAUAUAUAUAUUUUUUUGUCAAAUAGCUUAGUGGCGAGACUCUUACACAUUUAAAUGUUAAGAAGUGUGGAAUCUGGGGUUCGAACCCCGGCCACUCCAAUAAUAUCUCUGAUAGCUAUCAUUUGAGCUAUAUUUAUGGGAUAUAUAUAUAUAUAUAUAUACGAGAAAGUGGCUAGGAGAUAUUUUGCAAACACCGUGUGUCCGUUCCGUUUAAUAGACAGACACCCACACAAUCUAUCUAUCGAAAACUUGUGUGCUUUCAAUCCAAUUGCUGUUCUCUCACACACACACACAUCCAAACAGAACAGAAGAAAGUGAGAAGGAAAAUGGGAAUCAUGAACUACUACAACUGUGUUACAUGUGCAGCAACAACACCAAUGUCACAAGAUUCAUCAAAACCAUCACCAUUACCAGACCCAAGACAAACAAAGGUUAUCCUUCCCAAUAAAAAACCCAUGAAAUGGUCUACUGGUAUGGCUCCUGGUGAGUACGGUGGUCCUCCAACAACCACCAAGCUUCGCAAGUAUUGGGGUGGUGAAAACCCUGACCCUUUGGCUUCUGAUGAUUUUAUGUGGAACAUAGAUUUCGUCCCUCGUUUCAAAAGGAUUAUUCAGGGUCCUCUUCAACCUUCUCCCUCAGAGGAGGUGCCUUCUGGGUUUCUAAGCUUAAAUAGAGUCAUGAGCCUCGACAGUAUGGAGGUUGAUUUGAGCAAAGAACUCUCAGCUCCUGUAAAUCAAAUUGUACAGCAGCAAAUAGAGACACCAACUAUUGCGACUGAAAAUGAAAGCAAAAAGGUAAGAUGGAGAUUGGCACCGACACGUCGCGAGCAAGACAAAUGGAAUAGAGCUGCUAAAGCGGCAACUGACGGCAGCGAUGUGAUGUUACGGGAAUUAAGGAAAUCUCGUGAAAAUCCUGAAGUAUUGGCUGCUCAGUACAGGGUGCAGUAUGAUAAGUUAAAGAAGAGGUUGCAAGAACUUACAUAUGGUAUAGGUGCCGUCGGUCUGGUUUCAUCUUAUCUUUCAUAUUCUCCUGAGAUCGCAGCUAGCUUUGGUGCUGGCUUUCUUGGUUCUUUAGCGUAUAUUCGCAUGCUGGGAAGUAGCGUGGACUCACUAAAUCCAAGCGGUGGAAGGGCUCUUAUCAAGGGAGCAGUUGGGCAGCCAAGAUUACUGGUUCCUGUUAUAUUGGUCAUGAUUUAUAAUCGCUGGAAUGCGAUUCUCGUUCCAGAAUAUGAUAUUAUGCACUUACAAUUGAUACCAAUGCUAGUUGGUUUUUUCACAUAUAAGAUUGCAACUUUUGCUCAAGCUAUAGAAGGAGAAAUUCUUAGGAUUCUCGUUCCAGAAUAUGAUAUUAUGCACUUACAAUUGAUACCAAUGCUAGUUGGUUUUUUCACAUAUAAGAUUGCAACUUUUGCUCAAGCUAUAGAAGAGGUGAUUACCGUAGCUUCAAAGAAGGACGUAAAUAUAUCUUCCAAGGGUUAGAUUUGGGGAUUUCAAUCUUACAUUAAGCAUGUAUUGAUAGCAUUUUUUUUACAUAUUAAGAAUCUUAUUUACAUCAAGGGACAUACAAUUACAUUCAUGUGCCUUUUGUAAUAAUGUCUAAUAUCUAGUGUAUUUUUUCUCUGAA
Molecule: messenger RNA, 2912 nt
Organism: Trifolium pratense (red clover)
Lineage: Eukaryota; Viridiplantae; Streptophyta; Magnoliopsida; Fabales; Fabaceae
Product: protein CONSERVED ONLY IN THE GREEN LINEAGE 160, chloroplastic
Exons: 10
Coding region: 1616-2767 (383 amino acids)
Source: RefSeq, a predicted model, not a curated record